AUGAGCAAUGGCAAUGGCAAUGGCAACGGGAAUGGUGCCAAUGGCGAUGUUGAAGCAGGAGCAGGAGCAGGCACGGCCGGAAAUGCGGAUGCAUCUAUCCAGCUGGACGAGGGCGAACAGGGCGGCGGCAGCGCAGCCAGCCGAUUGGAACGGACCCACGGCCGGGCGCUGUCGCCGCAAAGCCUCAACACCGAGAAGGCCUUCUGUCCGGUCUACGUUAUAAAUGGCGAAUGAGUUUACGCUCACUUUGAGUUCAUCGACGCGCUGAGCGGCCAUGAGCUCAACUUUGUUUAGCACCAACGCCCACCAAACAUAGGGAACCCUUCACUCAUUAUGAAGAGCAUGCUUAGAGUAUAUCACUCACCCCACCAUCCAAUACCCACCAUCUAAGAAACCAACGUCACGUACCCACAUUCUACUUUAGCCUGGGCGGGUGCCAAGCCACCGAAACCAUGAAAACUGACAAAACUAAAGCAAAAACAUAUCCGCAAGUUGGAAAUGGCAAUGGAACAUACAUAUUUAAGACAACGUACAUAUACAUAUAGAACCGCAUAUAGAAACUGCAGAUGCAUAUACUCUUAAAGGACGAGAGUAGUCAGAGUCCCACAGAAACCAUGCACAUUCCCAAGCAAAGUAAAAAUCUCGUAGUUAUCUAAGUAAUUUGCGUGUGCGUCGAUCCUAGACCCAAUGCAUGAUUGCAACUC
Molecule: messenger RNA, 704 nt
Organism: Drosophila hydei
Lineage: Eukaryota; Metazoa; Arthropoda; Insecta; Diptera; Drosophilidae
Product: proton channel OtopLc-like
Exons: 2
Coding region: 1-234 (77 amino acids)
Source: RefSeq, a predicted model, not a curated record